Messenger RNA from Bradysia coprophila, 1908 nucleotides. It is a transcript of the gene WDR79, whose product is annotated as Telomerase Cajal body protein 1 homolog. Gene Ontology annotation, biological process: Cajal body organization. Gene Ontology annotation, cellular component: Cajal body. Gene Ontology annotation, molecular function: protein binding; RNA binding. The record is from RefSeq and is a predicted model, not a curated record. Lineage: Eukaryota; Metazoa; Arthropoda; Insecta; Diptera; Sciaridae.
GCACGCGAUUUUCACUUUGUUUGUAAACACAAAAGUUUCAUGAAACUAAAUUUGUUAACAAGAUGAAAUAUGGUUUAAAGGAAACGCAGGAAAGUCCACCUGACGACGAUAAAAACGUUUUGAGUGGAAGUUCUACACCAGAAGGAAAGGUUGAAUCUGUCGUCGUUGAAGUAAAAACAACAGAAAAAGAGUCUGAAACACCCGAUGUAAAUAUUGCUAAAACUGCAGAAAAGGCGUCUGAGCCUUCCGAUGUAAAUACACUAAGUGAAGCAGAUAGUUGCAAUGAAUCUAGUGCAGUUACCGAGCCUGAAAAUAAUGGUUCUCAAUUACCCAUCAACGAACCAAUCAACACCGAACCCAUUACAGUCACGGCGCCUGAGAAACCUGAAAUUUGUGACAACUUCAUUGUGCCAACAUUGACGCCAAUUUACAAAGAAUCACCGGAGAAUUACGUUCAACAAACAAAUGUUGUGGAACAACACCAAGUCCAAUGCGAAACAUCGGCUAUGGUAUGUGACGCAGCAACACCAGACGAAUCAGUUAUGGAAGUUGUUACCAACGGCGAAGAGACAAACCAUCAUAUGGAAGUCGUUGCAUCUGUAGAUGACGAAAGUUCAGAGGUAGAAAUGGUCUCUCAUCCUCCGACACCGAACGAUGUUGAUAUGUUCGCUAUGGUCGAGGCGCAACAAGACAAUUUUGUCAAGCCGAAUGUGAAUUACAAUUUGAAGAACGCGCCAAUAGUUGAGCUAUCGAGAUGUUCAUGGGGAACGAAUACGCAGAAGUUCUUGCGCGGAUGCAUUUUCUCACCAGAUGGAACAUGCAUUUUAACCACGGUUAACAAGGACGGUAUGCACAUAUUCGAACUACCACUGUCGUUGUACGAAAACGAAAGUGUUUCCACUGAUCGUCCCGUUGAUAUUUUAACCAAUGUUGUCCAUGUGCCCGAAGGAGGAUCUGUGUACGACUACUGUUGGUAUCCGUUUAUGAAUAGCUCACUGCCCGAUACAUGUUGUUUUCUAUCGUCACGACAACACGAACCGCUCCAACUGUGGGACGCAUUUGACGGCAAAUUACGAUGUACAUACCGUGGAUACGACGCAGUCGAUGAAGUUGAAUCGGCGCUGAGUGUCUGCUUUUCGAUAGAUGGAUCGCAGGUGAUCGGUGGCUACAAGAAAACGUUGAAAAUAUUCCGAACCGACGUUCCCGGACGAGACUACACCAGCUUUCCGCUAAAGUCGCCAGCCUCAUGUAUCGCAGUAAAUGCUACCGACGGCAAUAUGAUUGCAAUCGGAUCGUGGAAUAGUUUUGUCACUUUGCACGAUGUCAGAAGUGCUAAGCUAACGAUGACCGACAAAUUAGUGAAACACACCGGCGGUGUUACUUUGAUGAAGUUCUCGUCGGACGGUAACCGUUUGAUCACCGGUGCAAGGAAAGAUAACAAAUUGAUCGGAUGGGAUCUAAGAAAUGUAACCGUGCCGCUGUUUAACUUGAGCCGAACUGUGGCCACCAAUCAACGAAUUUAUUUUGAUAUUAGCUCGUCGGAUCAAUGGCUGGUAAGCGGUGAUACGGAUGGCAUUUUACAUGUGUUCGACGUUGAAUAUGGCACCAAAAAUGGGAAAUUUCCUGAUUACCAGUAUAAACUACACCAUGACAGCUGCAACGGAGUCAGUUUGCAUCCUACGCGUCCCAUCUUUGCUACAAGUAGCGGUCAACAUCAUUUCAUUGACACUGAAGAGGGCGUUGCUUUGCGAUCAGCCGAGACGCAAGAGAAUUCGUUAAUCUUUUGGUGGUGCGGUAGCUCGGAUUGUGAAUAAUGGCCAUCAGGAAGUGUUUCAAUUUAAGUUGGUCGCGUUUCAUUAUUGUCGGCAAAAAGUCUGAAUAAAAGUGGUUAAUUUGAGUACAAGACAA